UUCAAGUGCCGGCAAAAGAAGGAAGCUAACAAAAAAAAACUGACUGGAAUAUCCAUGGCAGCGGCGUCAACGGCGAACCUGCUUAUGGACCUCCGAUUGGAGAGUUGGAAAUCCAACGGCGCUGUUCCUCUUUUACUCCCUAAACCCACUUGGGUCGUCAGAACUGAGUCAAAUGUUGGGCGAAAGAUAAUGAAGAAGCCUGAUCCACCGUGCGUUGUCUGCAAGGGAAGCGGCAGAGUGGAUUGCCAUUAUUGUCAUGGAAGAGGAAGGACAAACCAUGCUCAUGUAGAGAUGCUUCCCAAAGGAGAAUGGCCAAAAUGGUGCAAGAGUUGCGGUGGCAGUGGCCUCAGCUACUGCUCUCGUUGCCUUGGAACAGGGGAAUACAGGUAUAUAAUGGGCUUCAAUUUCAUGAAGCGAGACAAUGAUAGCACCCAAGAUACCAAGUAUCAGAUUGAAGGUGACCGUGAUUCACAGAGUACGGCCGAUCGAUUGCUUCAUCGUGAACAGACUGAUCAUUCAGAUAAUUAGAUAUGGAGGAAGAAAUGGUGGAAGUAAACACUCAUACGCAUUACUGUCAUGUCCGAUGAGAUAAUGGUUUGCUGCAGACUGGUCAUUUGGCUAUGCUAGGACUUAAAUUGAUUAAAAAAACAUUUACUUUUAUUAACACUUUGAUAUUCCAUUCCAUUUCUUUAUUUAAA
Hibiscus syriacus is the source of this 698-nucleotide messenger RNA. RefSeq lists its product as uncharacterized. NCBI's taxonomy places the organism in Eukaryota, Viridiplantae, Streptophyta, Magnoliopsida, Malvales, Malvaceae. Bases 55 to 528 code for a protein of 157 amino acids. The transcript has 4 exons. The record is from RefSeq and is a predicted model, not a curated record.